AAUUUCCAUCAGCUCCGAGAGCCCAAAUCGAGCCGUGGUUUCUAGGUAAAUUCUCACCCUGUAAACUCAUUGAAGGACCUCAGACGGCGCCAACAAGCGGUCAAAAUAAACACGCACCGGGCCCAAAUCAGGCGACCUGGAUCCCGCGACCCAGAACUGUGGCUCAUUUAGGCGUUCUCGACCAACGGUCAAGCGGCUGAGGUGCGGAGUCACAGCUGCACAGCCACAGCCACACCUAACCAUCACCGUGCCAAUUAUGAAGAUUGAGUCAGAGCGACAUAAGGCUGCCUGAAUAAUUAUUACAAUCCUUUUCUCUCUUAAUCCUCCAAAAUGCGAAAGUCGAAAGGCAAAGGCAAAGCCACCGCUACAAGUUCCACCACAUCUUCCGCAUCUCCAGAUGCAGAGAGCACCGGCGCGAUCUUCUUCUGGCACGAAUACGGCCACGCUUAUGGCUUCCUAUCGCAGUGGUACGAGAGCGAAUGGGAGCAUGAGGGCGCGUCGUAUAGCUCGGCGGAGAUGUGGAUGAUGGUGUCGAAAGCGCGGUUGUUUGGGGACGAGGAUGUGGCGCAGCGAAUGCUGAUAGAGACCGAUCCGAAAACACAUAAGGUUCUAGGGCGACAGGUGACAGAUUUUGACCCGAAAGUGUGGGAUGACAACAAACUGCGGAUUGUGGAGGAAGGCAACUGGCACAAGUUCACCAAGAGUAAGCAGGCGGUGGAGCUGCAGAAGUUGUUAUUAGCGACUGGGGAUCGGGAACUCGUUGAGGCCUCGCCGUUCGAUAAGAUAUGGGGCGUCGGCUUUGCAGAGAAGGGAGCGGAGCGGAAUCGUCACAAAUGGGGCCAAAACCUGCUCGGAAAGGCCCUGAUGACGGUCCGAGAGAGGCUUCGAGAGCACGCAAAGGCUGCUAGUACUACCGAGUAGGCUGCGUGAGGUGGACUUGAGGUUGUGUCCGCUUACGCCCAAUCAAAGGCUCGCAAAACGAAUCCCUUGCGACUGUUGGGGGUGCAUCGCAAUGGUAUUUCUAUUGCCAGAGCGGUAGGCGUUACUAGCAGGUAUAUGACUGUAGGAUGUAGCAUGGCAGGAUACGGUCCAGUUUGAAAGAAGCAGAGCGAUACACCCAGAAUCAGAGAGCUGGGAAAUAGCUCAUCUUACGACCGUUGGGAGGGCUCUGCAGUGGUAUCUCUGUUGUCAAAGCGUCGUUAUAUACCAUCCAAAUGGAAUCAGCUUCGAGAAGGAUAAUCAGGCUUUAGCAUCACCUUGAGACCUCAUCAAAGCGCCGCCUUGGCAUGGCUGACGAAUAGUCGCCGCGAUUAGAAUAGGG
Messenger RNA from Mytilinidion resinicola, 1321 nucleotides. RefSeq names its product DUF1768-domain-containing protein. NCBI's taxonomy places the organism in Eukaryota, Fungi, Ascomycota, Dothideomycetes, Mytilinidiales, Mytilinidiaceae. The record is from RefSeq and is a predicted model, not a curated record. The transcript is spliced from 4 exons. Bases 331 to 921 code for a protein of 196 amino acids.